AUGGGAAAUCCUAAGAUAGUGGGUGUGGUCUUGGUGGUGAUGCUCUGCGCAGGCAUGUCCUCUGCCGCCAGGGUUUUAACUGCUUAUGCCGGUCAUGGUGGUGGUGGCGGCGGAGGAGGAGGUGGGGGAGGAGGCGGUGGGUCAGGCAAUGGCUCCGGUUCUGGCUACGGCUCCGGAGGCGGUUCGGGGCAUGGGGAAGGCAUCGGUGGUGGGGUACGCGGUGGUGACUAUGGAAGAGGGGGUGGCGGUGGUGGGGGACGCGGGGGAGGCGGAGGCGGAGGCUCAGGAAACGGCUACGGAAGUGGGUAUGGCUCCGGGUCCGGCUAUGGGGCCGGUGGAGCCAACGGCCGUGGAUAUGGGGCCGGUGGAGGCGGCGGAGGUAGCGGUGGCGGCGGUGGCGGAGGUGGCGGUGGCGGCGGUGGCGGCGGUGGCGGCAGUGGGCAAGGAGGCGGGAGCGGGUAUGGUUUUGGGUCGGGAGGAGGAUCUGGGUACGGUACUGGGGGUGCCAACGGCGGAGACUACGGAAGCGGGGGCGGAGGUGGCGGCGGCGGUGGAGGCGGCGGAGGAAGUGGGAACGGAAGUGGCUGGGGCUACGGGUCUGGCGGGGGUUUUGGCUAUGGCUCCGUUGCCGGCAACGGCGCUUAUGGAAGCGGUGGUGGAGGAGGCGGGGAAGGCGGUGGCGGAGGCGGAGGUGGGUCCGGCUCUGGUUCGGGCUACGGCUCUGGAUAUGGGUCUGGAUUCGGCGGCGGAUCUGGGGGACGUCCAUGA
Messenger RNA from Spirodela intermedia, 768 nucleotides. Lineage: Eukaryota; Viridiplantae; Streptophyta; Magnoliopsida; Alismatales; Araceae. The record is from the annotation of a GenBank genome assembly.